GGGGUUUUCGGUAUUGGAGGAGUCGGCGUCGAUAGAAAAAAAAAAAAACGCUUGCUCCCAAACUCCGAGUCCGCCUCGGAGUACAGCUUGCCUUGUUGGCUUAUUGUUCUCCGAGCGACCAACCGGGUGCAGGCGUUGUUUCCCAGAUGCGCCCCAAAACCACCGAAAAUGAAGAAAAGAAGGCGGUGGAGGAGCGGCGGUGCGUCAACUGCGGCAAGGGGAUCAAGACGCUCUUCGUCCAGUACUCUCCCGGCAACAUCCGUUUGAUGAAAUGCGAGAACUGCAAGGCCGUAGCCGAUCCCUACAUCGAAUGCGAGUUCAUGAUUAUCCUGAUUGAUCUGAUUCUGCACAAGACUAAAGCGUAUCAACAUUUGUUAUUCAAUAUGCUGAACUUAGAUGCUGGUGACACGAAGGGACUAUUCUUGAAGUCAAGUUUUGUUUAUUUUCUUUUAGAUGCAUGCAGGAUUUCUCUCAUAAGUAAUAGUAGAGAUGAUUGGGAUUCAUCUGGGAGCCUUUUGGUGUCAAUUUGGACAUGUGGAAAGGUGUUGAUGGAUGUUUUAUUGGGAAAUUUUAUAUUUAUAUCUGUUAUAGUUCUUGGGACAAGGUUUCUUCUCGAUUUAUCACUUGAUAUUACUAGGUGCAAAGAGAUUAUGCUGGCCAUUCUUAUUUCGAGCUACUUCAAGUUGUUUCUCAUAGCAAUGAUGGUUUGGGAGUUCCCUUCUUCUGUUCUUUUCAUCAUUGACAUAUUUGUUCUAUCAUCAAAUGCAGUGGCUUUGAGAGUUGUAACAGAGUUGCCGACUGCUGGGUGCCUUGCAGUAUGCUUCGGUGCACAUGCAGCCAAAUUGUUUACUGAUCGUUGGCUGCUGCAUCUAUUAUCUGGUGCCACCGUGAGAAAAAUGCUUCUCACUUAGUGAAGGCAUGUCACGUUCAUUUUCACAUCACCAUCUUUCGUUGUAUAUUUUACAUGGUCAUCAAGCUGGAUAAUUCAAAAUAUAUCAUCAACAUCAAAUAUUAUGACACUUCACUAUGAAAUUCAAUAUGAUAAGUUAGGAAGAAAUGUAAUUCUAAUCCACCAAUCUCUUAGCCUUUGCUAAAUGUCAUUAAGUGCAUAUCAUUGUAUCUCACAUAGCAAAAUGGCUGAAAUGAGAACUCAGUCGAUUUCUUUUCUCCAGUACAAUCGAUAGAUAGAUAGAUAGAUGCCAAAGUCUUCUCACUCCUCUUCGCUUAUACUAGCGAAUUUCCCUUGCCCAGCUACUUUACUACCUUCUUGCACCAUAUCUUUAUGUGUUGUUCUGCGAUCAGACUGGUGAAUAAAGAUCAAAACAGAUCAUUCAGUCCUGCCUCUUGUUGUUUCAUUGGAAACUUUGUUAGAAUACUUCAACAAUGGUCAAGGUUGGCCAACCAAUAUUGCCUGCUGCUUUUGUGUUCGCUGCUUGUAAUGUAGGAAGAUCUUGAUAGUGUUAAAUGAGACAAUUAGGUUGUAAUUUCCUUUAGGAUUAUUAUUAAAGCUUCCAGUUUCCACCACCUUGAUUGUAAUGUCGUAUACUUCCAGUUCCUUAAGGAGAUACAUAGAUGCGUAAGUUUCUCACUCCUCUUGGCCUGUACUCAUGAAUUUCCCUUGCCCACCUACUCUACUACCUUCUCGUACCAUUUCUUUAUGUGCUGUUCUCCCAUCAGACUGGUGGAUAAAGGUCAAAGGAGAUCAUUCAGGCCUGCCCCCUGUUGUUUAAUUAAAUACAAUGAGAUCAUUCCGGCCCGCCUCUUCUUGUUUCAUUAAAUGCUUUGCUAGUAUGCUUCAACAAUGGUCAAGGUCAGCUAACCGAUGUUGCCUGGUUCUUUUAUGUUCGUUGCUUGUAAUGAAGGAAGAUCUUGAUAGUGUGAAAUGAGACAAUUAGGUUGUAAUUUCCUUUAGGAGAGUUAUUAAAACUUCCAGUUUCCACCACCUCGAUUAUAAUCUGCAAGUAAAGAUCAUUCUGGAUGCAUGAUAGAGGUGAAAGCCAACAUUCUGGCAGUUUUGGAGACUGAGAUGGUCAAAACAUUGUAUGUCUAUUAUUUCAAGGAUGGUUCUUGUUUAGUUAACAUUCACCAUUUGUCCCAUAAUAAAUCAACUUAAUAAGUAAUAGAGAUUAUCUACAUGAGGAUUCUGCACAGUAACCUUUUCAGGUUCUUGAGUUUCUUUAAUGUGGUACUGGAUAGUUCAGAGAAUACAGAUGUCCUGCUGACUACAAAUGAAGCAGUGCAAAUCUAUUCACUAAAACCUAUUGUUCUGUUUCUUAACACGUCUGCAUGAAUGACUUCCUUUUUUUUUUUUGAUUCUUGAAGGAACUUACGCAUGCAACUCAUUGCAGCCUAAGAUUGAUCUCUGUACAGGUCUGAUAAGAUGCCAUGAUCAUUUUGUUACUGGUGGGUGGUCAGGUUUGGUGUAGUAUUGUGUAUUAGGUUAGUCUCGCUUUACCUACUGCUGCGAGGCGCAGGCAUCUCCUCCCUUUGCUUCAUCUCCAUUCCAAAUCCUUCCUUAUCUUUAUUAUUAUGUGCAUGCGUUACAUAUACCAAAUUCUAGCUGCUAGAAUGAAAGAAUGCCACAUAUUUUGUUCUUAAUUUGAAAUUUAGGUUAGCUUCUAGUUAUCUUACAAAACCAUGCCCAUAUGGUUUAAAAUUAAAACUUGAUGUCGGAUUGGGUGCAGUUCUUUUGGCUAAUGGUGCUUCCUCUGUUAGAGUGGUUCGUGACCCAUGGGCCGCAUAUUUUGUUCCUAAUUUGAAAUUCAGAGGAUUCCUAGGAGCAAAGCGCAGGUUUCUUCAUCCAUCAAGCUCGUGGCGUCUGGUUAGAAGCAGAUUCUUGCAUAAUACUACUUACCAGAUCCUUUAGUUUCGGGAUUUCUUUUACUUACAGGGAGAGCAAUCAGGUAGCUGACUGGUUUGAGGGGGUUUGUUGCUGCUGAUGAAGGUGUCACUGCAUGCAUCGCUGCACUUCUUAGUGCUCUUAAUGACAUUGUGAAUGCAGAUGCUGUGAACCAAUGACAUUAGACAAUUGUAGAGGGGUCUUUGCCCCUCCUAAUUAUCCAAAAGCAAAUAAAUACAAAUGAACAUAAAAAUAAGAAGGAUUUUUUGCA
Molecule: messenger RNA, 3110 nt
Organism: Phoenix dactylifera (date palm)
Lineage: Eukaryota; Viridiplantae; Streptophyta; Magnoliopsida; Arecales; Arecaceae
Source: RefSeq, a predicted model, not a curated record